This is a messenger RNA of Limulus polyphemus (Atlantic horseshoe crab), 1344 nucleotides long. RefSeq names its product putative ATP-dependent RNA helicase TDRD12. Lineage: Eukaryota; Metazoa; Arthropoda; Merostomata; Xiphosura; Limulidae. The transcript is spliced from 8 exons. The coding region runs from base 1 to 1344 and encodes 447 amino acids. The record is from RefSeq and is a predicted model, not a curated record. Gene Ontology annotation, biological process: germ-line stem cell division; transposable element silencing.
AUGGUAGGGGUGGUUGUACAAGUAGAAGUCAAAGCAGUAGGAAGGAUGGUUGCACCAGCCAAGAUAGAGCCACAAGUAGGACAAGACCCAGAGUGGUGUGGAAUAAAGACAGAGCUCUGGAGAGGAGUCAAAUUGAGAUUAGAAGCUAUUAAAUUUUGUGGACCAUCAUGCAUACAGUCAGUUGUAUGGCCUGCUGUGUUGAGGGGUCGUAGUGUCAUUGCCGUAGGGCCUCCACACAGUGGAAAAACUCUCUCCUAUCUUCUUCCCCUUCUGUCAUCUGUUCUGCAGCUGAACACCUACUUGGAAAUUCCUGAUGGAAGUGGAGUGCAAUUGAUAAAUGGAUGUGAUUUCCUAAUUGCAACUCCCAGUAGCUUUCUUCGGAUGCUGCAGAAUCAUGAAGGUAAAGUCACAAAUUUAAGGAGGUGCUGCCACCUGGUGCUUGAUGAUGGAGAAACACUCGUUGAGGAGUUUACAAAACAGGUACGUGAAGUCUUGAUGGAAUAUGCUUCGAGUGUGAGACAGCGAGGAGAUAUAGCUGCACCUAACCAGAUUAUUCUUUGCACUGAAAAAUGGACGAAAGGGAUUGAAUCUUUUAUGUACAACUGCAUGAAAGAUCCCCUUGUGUUUUUCAGCUCUCUGUUUGAAGCAGCAAUUUAUGCACUUAUUCCCAAUUUUGUUGAAAUAUGUGACAGUUCCCAAAGAUCAACAACACUUCUGAAUCUCGUGAGCAACAACAAAGGUUUGAAGAUAGUAGUUUGUGUGUCUAGCCCUGCCUCGGCUCUUGAGGUUCACAAAAUCCUGAAAAACUUCUCCAUUUACUCCAUAUUAGCUCAUGAUAAUAUGGUACAUUAUGAUUUGAAUGAAGUUGCUCAAGAAUGGCACACAUCACAUGCCAGUGGAUCGCAUCCUGUGUUGGUUGUAUCAGACAAUGUUUUACCUGCUCUUCAAGUUAGAGAUGCACAAUGUCUCAUUCAUUAUGAUCUUCCUGAGAUUUCACGGUUUCAGUUUGGAAGUCGUUAUCUUACCUUAUCAGACUAUUUUCCUCGUAUUGCAGAAUUAUCGAAGGAGGACCUGAAAACUCUCGAAGUGGAAUGUGUUAGCCAUUUAAUACUUACCGAAGAUAGUUUGAAACAAGCCACAGCUCUUGUGCGUUUUAUAAAAAGAACUGGAAGAAAAGUGCCUCAGAAAUUGAAGGAAAUGGCAAAGAAAUGCCAAAAUAUGGUAGAAGGUCAGCAAAGCAAAAGCAAGCUGUUUUCUGAAAUUGACCCUGAUACAGCAGAGUGGAUUGGCUGUUCUGCAAAAGUUAACUUGGAAAAAAGAAAAAUACAUCCAGUGCUAAUAUAG